Molecule: messenger RNA, 2476 nt
Organism: Humulus lupulus (European hop)
Lineage: Eukaryota; Viridiplantae; Streptophyta; Magnoliopsida; Rosales; Cannabaceae
Product: probable polyamine transporter At1g31830
Exons: 2
Coding region: 630-2069 (479 amino acids)
Biological process (GO): transmembrane transport
Cellular component (GO): membrane
Molecular function (GO): transmembrane transporter activity
Source: RefSeq, a predicted model, not a curated record
GUGUUGCCGAUAUGACAAGUGAUUGUUAAUAAUCUACUCUCACUGAUGUUUACUUCGUUUCUUUGUGCUGUUUUGGGGAAAACCCACGUUUCUGUUUCAUUCAAUUUCGCUUGCUGUCAUUCAUCUGUGCCAGGAAAUGCCCACAUUUGAUUGAAAUUUGCGAGAGAAAUUAGAUUGUUGUUGUGUGAUAGUUAUUUUCUUACAAAGAAUUCUGAGGAUUUUUCUGAAUCUUUCACCAUGCAAAAAAGCUUAAACAUACGCCUUUUUUUGCAGAUUGAUAUUACAAAAUGUUUAGUUCUCUUAAUUUCUCUUUUGGGGUUUCACAUGCCUAACUGUUUGCUUGCUUAGCUAUUUGUCAUGAUAUGUAUACCUGCUUUGUUCAUUUUAUUGAUAAUCGUUUUGGUAUCCUCUAAUAUGCUUUUGUAUGGGCUUGAGCUUGCGUAGAAUCAGUGGGGGUUAUAAACUUAGGAUGUCUUUACAUUGUUAAAACUAAUGGUUGAUUCUCACUUUGAGAGCCUACCAUUUUGUGUAAUUGUCCUUGUAGGCCUGAGAAACAGGUUGUAUACUUGCAUUGUAUGUUUUACUCUAUUAUUCCCCCAUAUAUGUUAUGGUUCAAUUUAUGAUUUUACAUGCAGAAGCAGAGAAGUGCAUUGACUUGGCAAACUUCCUCUCCAACGAUGGAGUACAAUAGUGAUGUAUACGUUCAUUUAGGAGAAGGCUCUUCUCCUAAACUAGAGAGAAUUCAAAAGGUUUCAAUGUUGCCUCUUGUGUUCUUGAUCUUCUAUGAGGUCUCAGGGGGUCCAUUUGGAGUUGAAGACAGUGUGCAGGCUGCUGGUCCCCUCUUAGCCCUUCUUGGUUUUCUGGUUUUUGCACUCAUAUGGAGUGUUCCUGAGGCCUUAAUAACUGCUGAAAUGGCGACCAUGUUUCCGGAAAAUGGUGGAUAUGUUGUUUGGGUUUCAUCAGCGUUGGGUCCUUAUUGGGGCUUCCAGCAAGGUUGGAUGAAAUGGCUGAGUGGGGUCAUUGACAAUGCUCUAUACCCCGUUUUAUUCCUAGACUAUCUAAAAUCGGGAGUCCCCGAGUUGGAAACUGGAUUAUACAGAGUAAUUGCCAUAUUGUGUUUGACUGCAUUUUUCACUUAUUUGAACUAUAGGGGCUUGAGCUUAGUGGGCUGGGUUGCUAUUUUACUUGGAAUAUUUUCUCUACUUCCUUUCAUAUUUAUGGGACUUGUUGCAAUUCCUAAGUUACAACCCUCAAGAUGGCUUGUGGUGGAUAUGCAAAAUGUGAACUGGGCAUUGUACUUGAACGUUUUGUUCUGGAAUCUCAAUUACUGGGAUUCAAUUAGUACUCUGGCGGGGGAGGUAGAAACCCCGAGCAAAACGCUUCCAAGAGCUCUCUUUUAUGCUCUUAUUUUGGUUGUAUCAGGAUACAUUUUUCCACUUCUGGUAGGAACAGGAGCUAUCCCGGUGGAUCGUGAACUCUGGUCUGAUGGCUACUUCUCAGAAAUUGCUAAAAUACUAGGUGGUGUAUGGUUAAGAUUUUGGGUCCAAGCUGCAUCUGCUUUGUCAAACAUGGGGAUGUUUGUAGCUGAGAUGAGCAGUGAUGCUUAUCAGCUUCAGGGGAUGGCAUACCGUGGGAUGCUUCCAGCAUUCUUUGGCAAGAAGUCUCGGCAUGGGACUCCUAUUAUAGGAAUUUUAUUUUCUGCAUCUGGUGUGAUUCUACUUUCAUGGAUGAGUUUUCAAGAGAUUGUAGCAGCGGAGAACUAUUUAUACUGUUUUGGAAUGAUAAUGGAGUUCAUAGCAUUUGUCAAGUUAAGGAUGAAAUAUCCAGCUGCAUCUCGGCCUUAUAAGAUCCCCGUCGGUACAACAGGUGCAAUUAUGCUUUGUAUUCCCCCGACCCUACUGAUUGUUGUGGUCUUAGCUCUUGCUUCUUUGAAGGUUAUGGUAUUAAGCAUCUUUGCUGUGAUAAUUGGGCUGGUUAUGUAUCCUUGUCUCAAGUACACUGAGAAGAAGAGAUGGUUAAGAUUCUGUGUGGCCCCUGACCUUCCUGAUAUCGGAUCAGUACUGCAAUAACCGGCGGCGAAAUCUGAUAUCAGGAGAAUCUUUUAUGUAAAAAGCAUGUGGACAAGAGUUGAGUCUUAUUCAAGAGUGUUGUGGUGGUGAGAGAAAGUGAGCUGUGUAGAUUAAGCAAAUGGAUAAGAUGAUAUUAUGCUAAAACACAAUGAUGGCAACUUCAAGAGAUAUCAACAUAAGAAAUGCUCUUACCAUUGCCACGAAACGAAAUAACGAUGUAAUGGUUUCCAUGAGGAGCUCAGCUUAAUGUUGUUACCGUUGAAUGACUCUUGUUCAGGCUCCUCUAAAGGGAAACUGUGUAACUUUUUGGCUUUAUUUUAUACUAUUCUGUUAAGUUGAUGAGGCUGAAAUGCUGGUAGACUUUGAUCAAGCUUUUACAUGUUAAUGCCAUGCCAUUGUUGAUUUCA